Condylura cristata (star-nosed mole) is the source of this 2152-nucleotide messenger RNA. It is a transcript of the gene APBA3, whose product is annotated as amyloid beta (A4) precursor protein-binding, family A, member 3. The coding region runs from base 343 to 2064 and encodes 573 amino acids. Gene Ontology annotation, molecular function: protein binding; amyloid-beta binding. The transcript has 11 exons. Gene Ontology annotation, biological process: chemical synaptic transmission. Lineage: Eukaryota; Metazoa; Chordata; Mammalia; Eulipotyphla; Talpidae. The record is from RefSeq and is a predicted model, not a curated record. Gene Ontology annotation, cellular component: cytoplasm; plasma membrane; dendritic spine.
CUGGGCUGACCUGGCCAACCCGACUUGCGUGGGGUGAGUUCACCGCGGUUUGGAAAGUGAGUGUCCUGGCGGGGCAGAGCGGGGCCGGGGACCGCUGCCCGGGGUCUGGAGUCUGAAGUCUGAGCCCGCGUUAAUGGCUGUAGGUUCGAGUUAAUCUCGGACUGCCUUCUGAGGUCCGGGUCUGAGUCUGGGGGCGACCUUCUGCGUGCCGUGGGAGGUCCUGAGAUUACGGUCAGCUCUCUGGGCAGCGCUCUGGCCUCUUGGACAUCUGCUGCUACGUCCGGAGUCCUCGGUCUAAAGUCUUGAACGUGGAUGAUGCCGGUAUGAACCUGGGGUCCAGGUAUGGAAUUUGUGACGAACCCCCAGACCCCCACAGGGCCCCCAGCCAUGGACGUGGGGGAGCCCAGGGACACUCUUACACACUCUCAGGACCUUGCCCCCGCCGGCCAGUGCGACCAAGUGCCUGCAGGCCCCAGCAGCCUGAGUCAGAUGGAACUUGACAAGCCAAAUAUUCAAGACUUGGUGCAACAGUUUGAGGCUUUGCCUGGUGAUCUGGUGGAUCUGUGCCCAGAUGGACACCCCUGUCCCCUGCACAUUGCCACUGGCCACGGCCUGGCCCCUCAGGACUCGUCUACUGCCCAUGGGCUGUUGUCCACUGAGGCUGGCCGAGAUGAUCUGCUGAACCUUUUGCACCUCGAAGAGUGCCCUUCUUCCCAGUCUUCAGAAUCUGCUCCUCACCUGUUGCAACCCCCUGAAGACGCAGAUGCGGAUACUGGUCCCCCGGAAUGGGAGGAAGGAGCCUGUGCUGAACAGGAUGGCAGCAGGAGCUCGAGCAGCUCCCCAGAACCCUGGCUGGAAACCGUGCCUCUAGUUGCUCCUGAAGAGCGACCCGCUGGUGCCAAGAGCCCCGAGACCCCGGCUUCAUACCCUGCCCUACAGGAGGUACCUGGUCCCUGUGACCACGAAGACCUCCUAGAUGGUGUCAUAUUUGGGGCCAAAUAUUUGGGCUCCACCCAACUGGUGUCUGAGCGGAACCCACCCCCCAGCACACGCAUGACCCAGGCCCAGGAGGCAAUGGACCGUGUCAAGGCCCCCGACGGGGAGAGCCAGCCCAUGACGGAAGUGGACCUCUUCAUCUCCACCAAAAGAGUCAAAGUUCUGACAGCCGACUCCCAGGAGGCCAUGAUGGACCACGCCCUGCAGACUGUCUCCUACAUCGCCGACAUUGGCAGUGUGCUGGUGCUCAUGGCCCGGCGGCGGCUGGCCCGCCCGCCCCCACCCCAGGCCGCAGGCCGCCGGCUCUACAAGAUGAUCUGCCAUGUCUUCCACUCCGAGGACGCGCAGCUGAUCGCCAGGGCCAUCGGCCAGGCCUUCGCCGUGGCCUACCACCAGUUCCUGCGGGAGAAUGGCCUUGAUCCCAGCCAGGUGGGCUCCGGGCAGAGCCAGGGGGCCGCCGGCCCUGGCCAUCUGCACAACGGCGACCUGGACCACUUCUCCAACAGCGAGAACUGCCGGGAGGUGUGCAUCGAGAAGCGUCGUGGCGAAGGCCUGGGCGUGGCCCUGGUGGAGUCAGGCUGGGGCUCCUUGCUGCCCACCGCCGUCAUCGCCAACCUACAGCACGGGGGCCCGGCUGAGCGCUCAGGUGCCCUGAGCAUCGGGGACCGCCUGACGGCCAUCAACGGAACCAGCCUGGUGGGGCUGUCCCUGGCUGCCUGCCAGGCCGCCGUCCGCGAGGUGAAGUCACAGACGCUGGUGACCCUCAGCAUUGUGCACUGCCCGCCGGUCACCACGGCCAUCAUCCGCCGGCCCCACGUCCGCGAGCAGCUGGGCUUCUGCGUGGAGGAUGGCAUCAUCUGCAGCCUGCUGCGGGGCGGCAUCGCGGAGCGCGGGGGCGUCCGGGUGGGGCACCGCAUCAUCGAGAUCAACGGGCACAGCGUGGUGGCCACGCCGCACGCCCGCAUCAUCGAGCUGCUCACCGAGGCCCACCUCGAGGUCCACAUCAAGACAAUGCCGGCCGCCACCUACCGGCUGCUCACAGGCCAGGAGCAGCCGGUGUACCUGUGACCAGUUGCAGCUACCAGUGACCCCACCACUGUGCCUUAGCCCCCUCCGGCCCUCCGGGGCUGGCCAGGGCCCCAAAGCACUCAUGGCU